UUUGACUGUAAAAGCACACACAAUUCUCAAAAAGUGUAGGCUACCUUUGGCUUUAGCCCUCUGAUAUUGAGCCAUGCAGGAUGUUUCUCAACGAAACUCUGAACAGGAAUCACUGGUUAUGUAGGAUGGAUAGAUGGGAGGAAUUUGUGUGUUGAGGGAGAGUGUUUCUUGGUUUCAUGUCACUUCAAGCGACAUCGGUCACCUUAUGAUCACCAACCGACAGGGGAGCCAAGAAAUAAGUCAUGAUAUGGUGGGUUUCAGUGUUGGAAGCUUUCAUCUUUUGGCUACACUUUACACACACACACACACACACACACACACACACACAGAGAGAGAGAAACCUGCUACACAUACACAUACAAGCCCACUAGACACAGACUCUGAAGAAAAAAAAAAAAACUAGGGCAUCAAAAGUCCCGAAGGCUUUGAACUACAAUUUUUUGCAUAAUCAGGAGAGAAACUGAGAGAGGGAGAGGGGAAGAGAGAGAGAAUGCUGUAAUUAAAUUAGCGCAUAAAGAAAAUGAGGAGGAGAACAUGUGAAAACAUGGAUAUCAGCUCUGUCAGGACAGAACCAGACUGGAAGCACCAGACUGAGAACAGACCUGAUGAAAGUCAUUUAUAGAGACAGGUUUUUAUUCCUGUUUUCUGAGGAGUGUUAAAACACACACGCACCAAAACACAGACAGCCUACAGUUCAGCUGGUGUCAACAGGGAGGGGGUCCCUUUGAGAGAGUAAACGGAGAUAGAGGAGGAGGUUGAGAAAGAGAGAGAGAGAGAGGUGCAUGCAGACGACAGAAGUUCUUCCUCCCUCUUCCUCCUCUGCUCUUCCAUGAGGAGAGAAUUACCCAUCCAGUCUGGAACCGGUGUGGGGGAAAAUGCUUUUUCUUCAGGCUAUAUUGAAGAGAAGGCUGCUGCAGAAAGAUGAUGGGCCAUAUGGAAAAACAAAGGAUAUCUCUGGACUAGAACAGACCAUGGCCUCAAGAAGACACAGUAUACCAGAAGCUCUGCGGGGGGUGACCAUGGUGGAGCUGGUGAAGAAAGAAGGCAGCACGCUGGGCCUCACCAUCUCAGGAGGAACCGACAAGGAUGGGAAACCACGGGUAUCGAACCUACGGCCUGGAGGACUGGCAGCCAGGAGUGACCAGCUAAAUGUCGGUGACUACAUAAAGUCGGUGAACGGCAUCAAUCUGACAAAACUGCGGCAUGAAGAGAUAAUCAGCUUACUGAAGAACGUAGGAGAAAGAGUUCUGCUGGAGGUGGAGUAUGAACUGCCCCCUACAGCACCAGACAGCACCUCAGGGGUUAUAUCAAAGACAAUCGACAUCUGUUUGCAUAAAGAGGGGAACAGCUUUGGUUUCGUUAUGAGAGGUGGCACCCACGAAGACUGGCACAAGUCACGCCCCCUAGUGGUCACCUACGUCAGGCCAGGAGGUCCUGCGGACAGAGAGGGCACACUGCGUCCUGGUGAUCGUCUCCUAAGUGUGGAUGGUGUACCGCUGCACAAUGCCAACCACAGCGACGCCCUCAGCGUAUUGGGUCAGUGCGGCCAGGAAGCCCUGUUCCAGAUAGAGUACGACGUCACUAUCAUGGACACAGUAACAAACGCCUCCGGUCCGCUAUUAGUGGAAAUUGCCAAGUCGCCAGGUGCAAUGCUGGGUAUCACGCUGACUUCAGCCAAUCAUCGAAACAAGCAGGUCAUUGUCAUCGACCGGGUUAAACCUGGCAGCGUGGUGGACAGAUGUGGAGCAUUGCAUGCUGGAGAUCAUCUGCUCUCCAUAGAUGGGACAUCUACUGAACACUGUACAGUCCUGGAGGCAACACAGCUAUUAGCAAGCACAACAGAACUGGUGAAAUUAGAAAUACUCCCCUCCCAUCAAACAAGGCUAACUGGGAAACAGCACGACACAGUGAAGGUUCAGAAGUCGGACCACCCCCACUCCUGGGACCCCUGUGUGAACUACUGUCACCCUCCAAACUCCACCCUCUGCAACACAAGCUCCACUCUCAACAAGUCGUGGACCGCCUCAAAUAAUAACACCAUCAACAGCCUCGACUACUGCAAGUCUCUGGUAUCUGCCAGUUUCUCUCCCGGCUCUACGACUACAUCGGGCCCCAGUAGCCAGAGCUCCAGCACCCUGCCCAGGCCUACAGUUCCCAUGAGUCCACGGAACUCGCUGCUCAAACGACGGCAAAGGAAGAAAGAGCACAAAAGCUCCUUGUCCCUGGCGUCCAGUUCGGUGGGUCCGGGUGGUCAGGUAGUUCAUGUAGAGACCAGUGAGGUCGUCUUAACAGGCGACCCACUCAACGGCUUCGGUGUCCAGCUGCAGGGAGGAAUAUUUGCCACUGAAACACUGUCCGCACCCCCACUUAUCCGAUUCAUAGAGCCCGAUAGCUCUGCAGAGAGGUGUGGCCUGCUGCAGGUUGGAGACCGCCUCCUGUCAAUCAAUGGAAUCCCCACAGAAGAUGGAACGCUAGAGGAGGCCAAUCAGCUUCUCCGAGAUGCGGCGCUGACCAAUAAGGUCUCAUUGGAGAUAGAAUUCGACGUAGCAGAGUCAGUGGUGCCUAGUAGUGGUACUUUCCACGUCAAACUGCCGAAGAAAAGAGGAGUGGAGCUGGGGCUCACCAUCAGUGCCAGCAAGAAGCCAGGAGAGCCCCUCAUCAUUUCUGACAUCAAGAAGGGCAGCAUGGCCCACAGAACAGGAACAUUGGAGCCUGGUGAUAAGCUGUUGGCCAUCGACAACAUCAGACUGGAGAACUGUUCCAGAGACGAUGCAGAGCAGAUCCUGCAGCAGUGUGAGGAGCUGGUCAAACUAAAGAUACGCAAAGACGAAGACAACUCAGAUGAGCAGGAGACGUCAGGCAGCAUCAUCUACACAGUGGAGCUGAAGCGGUACGGAGGCCCUCUGGGUAUCACCAUCUCAGGCACCGAGGAGCCUUUUGACCCCAUCACUAUAUCCGGCCUAACCAAGAGAGGCCUGGCGGAAAGGACAGGGGCUAUUCACGUAGGUGAUCGGAUCCUGGCUAUCAACAGCGUCAGUUUAAAAGGCAAGCCCCUGAGUGAAGCGAUCCACCUGCUGCAGAUGGCUGGAGAGACGGUCACCCUCAAGAUAAAGAAACAGCUUGACAAUGUAGAGGAGAGGAAGGCAGCAGAGGUAGAGGACACAACAGAGAAUGAGCUCAGUGACCCUGAGGAGGAUGAUUUGACGGACAGCCAGCAGACCAAUAAGCUGUCAGAGCUUUACUCAACAACCAUACCCAGCGUCGACUCUGCCAUGGAGUCAUGGGAUGGCUCAGGGAUGGACGCCGGCUAUGGCAGCCAGGGUACAUACAGCCACCAGGCAGCUGGUAUCGCUCUUCACCCCCAUGAGUGGCGUAGUGCCAAGCAGCAGCGCAGCACCACACCACCUCCUGGACGCCGGAAGAACUACCCUUUCAGCGAUGGAGGCUUCAGUGAGGAUGACUGGGACAAACCACCUGGAUUUAUUGGCCAACAACCGGACGGUAUUUUGUUGGAUCCAGAGGACAGUUUCUGGUGUCAGGCGCUUGAGGAUCUGGAGACCUGCGGCCAAUCAGAACUACUCAGAGAGAUAGAGGCAUCCAUCAUGACAGGAACAGCCAUCAGUCUGGGUGUAGACGGUGUCAACAAGCCUCCAGCUGAGCCCAUACUGAGCCACAGCAGAAUGAGUCCAUUGCGGAGGAAUUCUCUCCUGCACCAGGGAAACCUGCUCCACCAGGGUGCCCAUCUGCACGAGGAGGACCACCUCCAUGAAGAGGCCCAACUCCACCAAGACGCUCACCUGCACCAGGAGGUCCAUUUCAACCAUGAGGCCCACCUGCACCAGGGGGCCCACGUCCACCAAGAUAACCAGUCCCCUCUUAUGCACCACGAGCCGAAGCCCAAGGCCUCAUUGAGAGUGUCAGAGAGGACAUGGGAGUCUCGUCGGAUCAAAGAGGAGAUGCAGGGGAUUCUGUCCCCAACGCCUUUGGAGCUGCACAAAGUAACAGUGGUAAAGGACCCAGAGAUUGACGACUUUGGCUUCAGUGUGUCAGAUGGCUUCUUGGAGAAAGGAGUUUACGUCAACAUGAUCAGACCCGACGGCCCAGCAGACCGAGCCGGGCUCAAACCCUACGACAGGAUCCUGCAGGUGAACCAUGUGAGGACGAGGGACUUUGACUGCUGCCUGGCAGUGCCUCUGAUCACAGAGGCUGGAGACAGACUGGAGCUGGUCAUCAGCCGCAACCCACUGGCCAAUGACGACGGAGAGGACAAUAACAACACUUUAGAUCACCCGCUAGACCUGUAACACACACACAAAAAGACAGAUGAAUCUCUAGACAUACACACACACACACACACACAUUCACUCUGUCACACUCAGGCAGGAGACAUACUAUAUAUCUGGUGAAGUGUAAAGUUAUAUCUACUGGAACUGGCCCAAACACACACACUCCCCACCGGCUUGCAAUAAUUCUACUUAAACACAGAGACUCUCACACACACACACUUGCAUGCUCACAGUCGCUCCCUCCCAUUCACACUGGGUUGAACUGCUGUCAUACAGUAAAUUUCUCCAUGGAAGCACUGCCACAGUGUAGAAAAACCACCAGAGACACUCUCCCGAAAGCUGGCUUGGAGUCCUCACAGUGUUGUUCCAACAUAUACAACCACUUACUUGGCACUUUAACCAGCCAUGUUAACUGAUUCUGACUCUUUAAAUCUUGUUUUUACUUAAAACAAAUGAAUAAAAACCUGCAAUUUGGGUGAGGUAAUUUCAGCUGUUUUUAAUGCCAGACCACAGGUUUAUAGAAAUUUCUAGUGUUGAUGGUACCAGAGGGACCUGCCUUAUUACACAAUAUUGUAAGUGAUUUUGGAACAUUGAGUGAAACUGCAUUGAUAAAAGAAAAACUGCCUUGCUCAGUUUGCAGAUUUCAUUUGUUUUAAGAAAGGCUAAUAAGAUUCAAUAGAAGAUUGAACCGACAGUUUAUAAAGGAAUUGUGUCUGGCUGUGGUCUAUACAGAUGUAGCCAUUGUAGAAGGCCAUAUUGCUGCUAAGAGUCUGCUCAAAUACUGCUGCUCCAUUGCAAUUCCCAAGAGUAAUUUUCUAGAAAAGGUCAAGUUUAGCUCUUUUUCCAGCUGUCGCAUGAAGGCAGACAUCUGUAUUAUACCUCUGCACAUCAUAAGGUUAGCACAGUGAUAUUAUAAAAAAGAAAUCAAAACAAGCAUUACAAGGUCAAGACAAUGAUGUCAUCACAACUGCCAAACAGUUUUUGUUCAAUCCAAUCAUCGAAGGGAAGAGAAAGAAGGGAAGGAAUUGGGAAUUCUUUCCUGUCCUGAAAAACAUGGCAUCUUAAAUGGAAUUUGUUAACAAAGGCAACUUUUGCUGCAACACAAUUGGGCAGCUGUUCUCGUGGAGGUGCCCCAGAGAAAACUGUGUUGCCAACAGAAGAACAUCUUCCUACAACAUUUUGAGAGAUUUUUGACCCUUUUCUGUUUUUUGUUUUGUUCAUUUUGCCAACUGCCGGGAGAAUUGCCCAUCUACAUUGCCCAAUCUGUCACUACAGUUGUCUGAGAGCGCUGGGUUCAUCUCACCUCAGCUCAAUGCUGGCCUACAAAGUCAAAGAGCAGUAGCUACUAUGUAUGUAUUUUAAAUAGCAGAGCUCAUGAUUAGGGUUGCAGUUCAGCAUAUUUCGCCAUUAAAAAAGGUAUUGUGCAUAGCACUUAUAAUGAGACAUUAUGUACCACAUACAUUUUGAGACAUUAGUAUAAUUGCCAUGAACAAACAAGGUCAAGGAGCCUGUCAGUUUUUAGCAGCAAUCAAAACUAUAUCUUACACUGUGAGCCACUGGGGCAGGUUUUGGGUAUAAUUGCUUUUUUGACGCAAAAUAAGAAUAAAGCAAUGUUCUUCAACAACAAGCAGAGCUAAAGCUUGCGAGUUUCUGGUUAAAACAGAUGGUAAAGGAAAUGAAAGGCUGAUAGGAGAAUAUUUAUCCAACAUGGUUUACAUUUUUUGCCCAGGCAGGCUGUGUAAAUACUUGAGACCAGUGUUGACUCAACAACUCAAGAGCCACAGGUAACAUAAAAUAUAGUUUCUUAGAGAAAGAUACAUUACUUAAGGGAAUAGCAGGGAAUAGUAUUUUUGAGGGCUCACAUUUUCUCUUUCAAGAUUUAGCAUUAAUGCUUUACACUUAUUGUGCUCAUAUCAAUUGAGGCUACACCACAUAUUGCUGCAUGUACAGGAUUGUAAAAUGUACAAGCAUAACUACUGUAAGCAUGUUUAGCAUUAUUGGUACUGGGUGUACAUUAUUCUUUGACUAGAUACGUAGAUGUCAAGAUUUAGCGUACCAGUGAGAACAACAAGCAAACUCAAAAACAAGUAGUAUCCUCUUUGCUAUAUGAAGCAACAGGGUUCACAGGCAAUGCAGUCUCAAUUUAAAAAAAAAUAAAAAUAAAAAACCUCCAAGCAUUAACAGCAUCACUGUUUUGGAAUAGAUUCUACUAAUCAUCAUCACCACAGUCUCAUUCAUAAUAAGCUAUGACAUCUAUUUUGACAACUGAUGUUUAAAAUGCUCCACAUAGCACCUUCAAAUGAUGUCUAGAGUACAGAUCAACCACAAACACUAAAAUGUUACUGCUGUUUGGCUUUGUAGGCGAGACUGGCCCUUUUGUGGCACAAAGAUCAUGAACAAAGUUAAUGGCAUCAUCUGCAAACAUAUAUUGAAUUCGUCAGUAUGCUGAAGAUAAGUGCCAAGCUGUUCUGACUAGGAACAAGUCUCUCUCUCACACACACACACACACACACACACUCCUACAUUCUUACAGAACUGAGCCAUUAUGCAAAGAUAACGUAAUCUCGUGUGUCAUGUGUUUGUCUUAACGUUUGUUCACAUCUCUGUGUGUUUGGCUGUGUUGAAUUCCUGCAUCUCUGUUUAUGAUGUGCAUGUACAUCAACAAAGCCAGUCGGAGGUGCUAAUUAGAGCCUUAGUGCUUUGUCAGCGCUGUUGAUAACAAAACACGGUGUCAUAGUUGCUGAAUUCAUCCAAAAUUGACAGAAUUCAAAGGUGAAUUGAUUAAGGCUGCUGAUUGUGUUAUUAGUUCUCUUCCACCAGCCAUUAGCAUUGCAAGUAACAGAAUUUUAAUCUGCGAUUGGAUGUUUCGCACCGAAAUGCACCAAUUUGACUUUUAAAUCAAAGAACCAGAUAUUUUCUAACGCAGCUGUUAAUCUUCGGCUCCAUCCGAGCCGUGGAAGUGCUCCAAUUAGUGCGCCCGAAAUAGCUCCACCCACUUUGCAACUCGUGGGUAUUGUAAUAAGACAAACUUGAUCAUUUAAUGACCUUUCUAAACUCUCCCACCUCUCCUCACCUCAUAUUUUUGGUCUGUUUGGUAACAGCCGAGAUUCCUUCCACUUCCUACACCUUUGUUUUCAUGAUUUUCUCUUAUUUCGGCCAAAACUUUCUUUGCCCCAAUUAUCUGUGGAUAAACAGAAAUGAGACUGCCACGUGCAGUAGGAGGGGAGUGACAGCCAGAGUGUGUGUGUGUGUGUGUGUGUGUGUGUGUGUGUGUGUGUGUGUGUGUGUGUGUGUGUGAGUGAGUGAGUGAGAGAGAGAGAAAGAGUAGAUACGGGAUGUGUGUGUUCCUGUGUGUAUGGAUGUAUGUAUGUAAGCACAAGAAAGAGAACUAAUAAUACAUUGAGUGUACAAAAAUGUGUGAGCAAGAGAGACAGCGCAUACAACAGAGACCCACAGGAAUAAUACACAAGAAUGAGUCUGUGAAAGAGGACAGAAUAGCCUUUGUCCUCUGUUCAAGUUGAACAUUUUGCCAAUCCUUCAAUCACAACCUCUGUUCUCUCACUCUUUCACUCUGUAUUUCCUCACGUUUUUACAUAAUAUAACAGUUAGAAUCCAGCUGCCCCCUUUGAGAACACCCGUGUUUGUGUAUGAAUGAGGGAGCCUGUGUGUAUGACUGUAUGUGUGCCUCUCUGUGUGUCGAGGUUUCUGUGUGUACUAUACAUGUGUGUUUAGAUGUACGUACUGUAUCUAUGGUUGUCAGUUUUUUCCUUUUGAGCAUAUAUGAGGUUUUGCGUGUGUGUCUGUGUGUGUGUCAGAGAGAGGGCUAGGUGGUGUACAUUUCAUUGUACAGUGGUGAUAUUUUUCAGGGCUGUGGGCCAUUUACUCCCUUACAAACCCUAAUGAGACUGAAAACAGUAUAAACUCUGUUUUUGUGAGCUCCCCGGAGAAAGACUUUUUCAUAAAUAACAAAAAAGGGACAUUUACUUCUCUCCAAGCACUUACUACAAAAAAGAAGCACACUGUUUAAUACCAUGCACUAAAUAUUUUCAUGUACAAAGGAGCAAACUUGUCUGAGUGUUUUUUUACGCAAUGUCAAGUGGCCAAAAAAAUGUUUUGUAAAGCAACAAAAAAAAAAGACAAUGCUGAGAAAAGCCUUCCAAAUUGUUCUGUUGGUUUUUAUAUGUAUGUAUAUGUAUGUACAUACGUACGUACAUACGUGUGGUCAUUCAUACUCCCUAUGCAUUUCUGGGUCAAAGGUCAGUUUAAAGCCCAAUCCGGAAUCGUAACUAAAGUCCCACGGAUGAGUGAGAAAACAUUUGAAUUCCUUUCAGUUAUAUAAUGUAAUAAAUGUAACAAAUUACACAUUUACAGUUACGUGGUUGAGCAUGUAAAAAUUACAAAACAUUAAAUUACUAUGACAAUGUAGGGGUGAUGUUGCCAUCAUUUGAAAAUUAUUAUUAUUAUUACAAGUUAUUAAGUCAUUAAUGUAUUGAAUUUCGAGAGAGACAUGUUGCAUUGUCAGUCUGAAGAUUUUAUGACCGUAUACAGCGUUUUAUUACACUGGUCUGUUACCAUAACCCCCAAUCCCGUUAAAGGAUGUCAUUUGACAAGUUAUUACACAAACUGACAUUUAUCACAUCAUAUGCUGCAGUAAGGCCUGCCCCCUUCAAAACACACAAAAUGUAUUGUGUUUUUAUGGUUCAUCUUAACCUAAAGCUUAAAAAGAACCUAGUUUCUGAUCAAGAGGAUGCCAGCUCAAAUCCCUGUGUACAGUAAGGAAAACCAGGCUGGGGAAGUGUAAUGAGUUUCAUUCCUCUUUUCUCUUAAUGAUGGCUUUGGCAGCAGGUCAUUACUGUGUGUUUCUAUAAUAAGUUCCUGCUGGGGAUGGUGCACGUGUUGAGGGGUUUCUACUGCAUGAGUUGUCAUUAUGUAAUAUAAGCCAGUCAUUCAUUGUUUUAAUUUGGACACACACACACACAAAAAAUGAGAUCACUGCUUACUGUUUCUGUCAAAUCACGCCUUUCUGCUAUAGUGUUGCGUUAAGAGGAGGGCUUUCAUUUUUUUUUUUUUUUUUUUUACCCUGCAGUGGCCAUUUUGUAGGUUCUCGGCUGCUAUCUAACAGUCGCAAAAGCUGAUUGUGUAACGUGGCUGUACACAACUAGAAUUCAGACAUGGCUUCUGUAUUUGACUGGGUCUUAUAAUUUGAUUAGAUUUUGCAUAUUUUCUAGAAAACCACAGUAUCUGUUCAACUAACUGUCUUACUGCCCGGAAAACUAUAGGUAACAAUUGAUUAUGGUUAGUUAAAUAUUAGCCUAUUGCCUAGAUAUUGGUUAACUAGGUAACUAUAGUGUCUUGUCAGCUAACUGCCAUAGCUUUCUGCCCAGAAAAUGUUAAGUAGCUAACCGUGACAUGUGGUCAGCUAACAAUUAUAUUUCAACAGUUACAGUCAACUAGCCAGAGUAUUAAGCAAACCAUUAGCUUACUGCCAGAAAACUAUCCAGGGUGGGAAAUUAGCACCAGCCACCAGCCAAAGCCAAAUGCUGGUAAAAUAUGAAAGUGCUGGAAAAUAACACAAAAUAAUGGUUUACUAUUGAGUGGCUGGUGAAUUUGAACAUUUAUCUGUCAGUGGCUGGUAGAAGUUCACAUUUUAAAAAGUUAAUUUCCCACCUGCAUUAACUAGCCAAUCAUUAGUAUCUGGUCAUUUAACUAUUAGCCUACUGCCCAGAAAACUGCAGUUGACUAACCAACUAACCAUAGUAUCAGGCAGCUAGUCAUUAGCUUACUGAUUAGAUAACUACAAUUAACAGUUAACUGUAGCCUAUCGUAGAAAAGGUUUCAGUCGUAGUCAUCUGGACACUAACUGUAACUGUAACCAUUAACUGUAGCCUAUUAUCUGGUUUGCUAAACAUUAGCAGAUUUCCCACAUAAAUUCAGCUUGUGAUUAGCUAACCAUUUGCUCACUCCCCAGAUAACUACAAUUAACUAGCUAACCGUAAUGACCUUACCAGUCUGUGGCAUUGCUAUAAACAUGAGUAUACGUUUCUUCACUGGUCCUCCAGCCAACUGUGGAUGUGACUCUACAAAUAACAAAUUUCAGUCUCUCUUAUGAUCUAUUGGUCAUAAGAGUGUCUCCAAUCUUUGCUUCACAUUUCUAAUACAUCACAUGACAACUUUUUCCAAAAAAAAAAAGUUAUUUGAUUCAUGCAGGCUUGUACAUUUUAAAUUUGUUUUUCUAAAUUAAUUUUAACAUAAUUUCAAAAGAUGUGUUGACAUGUGGCAUCAAAGCAUAUUGCGAUUCCGGAUUGGGCCAUUAAUAAUGUAUGCGUUGAUAUUGUGUAUUUUUUUUUUUUCAAAAUUGUGUAAAGUUCUAUUCUAUGUAAUAUAGUAUUUUUCUAUGACAUUACUCUUCCGAAACAUGGGAGAAAAUACAAAACAAAAAUUAUGAAAGGGAAAAUAAAAUGUAUAACUUUGUUGUUGUUGUCGUUUUGUUCUUUUCAUUUUCUAUGAAACAAAGAGUGUACCGCUAUACUUCUCUUUUCGAGAAGAAGAUGAGAAAAGAUCAAAAGAAAGAAAAAUAAAAUGUCUAAUUUUA
This is a messenger RNA of Siniperca chuatsi (mandarin fish), 10878 nucleotides long. RefSeq names its product glutamate receptor-interacting protein 2-like. Bases 876 to 4304 code for a protein of 1142 amino acids. Gene Ontology annotation, molecular function: protein binding. Gene Ontology annotation, biological process: neurotransmitter receptor transport, endosome to postsynaptic membrane. Lineage: Eukaryota; Metazoa; Chordata; Actinopteri; Centrarchiformes; Sinipercidae. The record is from RefSeq and is a predicted model, not a curated record. The transcript has 25 exons.